GUGAACGCAGCACAAAACGACAGCAGUCAGAGGUGAAAAGUCUGGAUCAUGUUGUCAUUCCAGCGGAGCUAUACUUGAAUGACAAAAGGACCUUGAUAAACAAGGAGGUUAGCUGAGCACACCGAGGUUCAGUCCACAUAGGGAAGACAUUAAUGUCGUUUUCAACCAGCCAGCUAGCAAAAGCUGAAAUUUGUUAGCUAGCUAACGGAGGACCCCCGUUAGCUAACCGCCACCAUCAUCGCUCCUAGCCAGCUGUGGAUCGCCCUGUCUUCCUGCCAUGGGAAACGCAGCAACUGCCAAGAAAGGCAAUGAACAAGAAAGCGGGAAAGGAGCAAUCCUUGGCCAGCCGUUUUUUCCAUAAAUACUGUAAGGGUAGCCAAGAGAACAAAGUACAGGAGAGUGAAGUUCCUCAUAUCUCUGACCUCACCAUCAUGUGGGAUAAGUCCAUGAAAGAGUUCUUAGCUAAAGCCAAAGAAGACUUCUUAAGAAAAUGGGAGUGUCCACCCCAGUGCACAACAAGCCUGGAUGACUUUGAAAGGUUCAAGACUCUGGGGACCGGAUCAUUUGGACGAGUAAUGCUUGUGAAACAUAAAGCAACGAACCAGUUCUAUGCCAUGAAGAUCCUGGACAAGCAAAAGGUGGUGAAAUUGAAGCAGAUAGAACACACACUAAAUGAAAAAAGAAUACUACAGGCCGUCUCCUUCCCCUUCCUCGUCAGAUUGGUGUACGCUUUCAAGGACAACUCAAACCUCUACAUGGUGAUGGAGUAUGUGCCUGGUGGAGAAAUGUUCUCACACCUCAGACGCACUGGGAGGUUCAGUGAACAACAUGCACGAUUUUAUGCAGCUCAGAUAGUACUCACCUUUGAGUACCUUCACUCCUUAGACCUCAUCUACAGAGACCUGAAGCCUGAAAACCUGCUCAUAGAUCAGCAUGGGUAUAUCCAGGUCACAGACUUUGGCUUUGCCAAAAGAGUAAAAGGCAGGACCUGGACAUUGUGUGGAACUCCUGAGUACCUGGCUCCAGAGAUCAUCCUCAGUAAGGGCUACAACAAAGCUGUGGACUGGUGGGCACUUGGAGUUCUUAUCUACGAGAUGGCUGCUGGUUACCCUCCUUUUUUUGCUGAUCAGCCUAUCCAGAUUUAUGAAAAAAUUGUUUCUGGCAAGGUACGAUUUCCCUCUCACUUUAGCUCCGACCUCAAGGAUCUGCUGAGGAACCUGCUUCAGGUUGACCUGACAAAGAGAUUCGGCAACCUGAAGAACGGUGUGAACGACAUAAAGAAUCACAAGUGGUUCUCCACAACAGACUGGAUUGCCAUUUAUGAGCGAAAGGUUGAAGCACCCUUCUUGCCAAAGUGCAGAGGACCAGGAGACACAAGCAACUUCGACGACUAUGAAGAGGAGGAGAUCCGUGUGUCACAAACAGAAAAGUGUGCAAAAGAGUUUGCUGACUUCUAGUGAACGAGCAGGAGUCCCAUCAGGGCUCUUGUGUUUUGGGAUAUUUGCACUCCAAUGAGGGUUAAGGUGGAACUGAGGCCAUCACGUGCCCAAAAUAAAUGCCUAGUUCCUUCAGUCCACACAGCCGAAUGAGCUCCUUUUUUGCCAUGAUCCUGCGUGCUGUUAGCACUAUCUAUACACAGGCACAUUAUGCAGACAUCCUUCGUGCUGCAACACAAAGUACUAGACCACGUUCCCAUUGUGUUUUUGUUUUUUUUUACCUUGUUUUCUAUGUUUUGCCACUGUUAAGUGUCCUAUCUUCCCUUAUUUAACUUCUUAUUUGAAAAGCAACUUGAAAGUGAAUAUUAAUCUUAUUUUGAAGCAGCUAGCUGGUGUUGCACAUGAUGUGUGAUUUUAGGCUUUGGAUAACUAAGGGACAUUUUUGGGUGCAGGGAGAGCUUAAAUUCCUGAUAGUACAUUGGCUGUUAUGCGUUGUCUGUUACAUGCCUACGUUUCCUGUAGGGUUCACUUUAGUAUUCCUUAACCCUCCAACACCGGGGCGAUUGCCGCCGAUUCACCCGUUACCUGCCCUGACUUGCCGUGAACAGUUGGCUAAUACAGAGCGUAUCACCGCUGAGACGUCAGAUCAAAAGUACUUUGAAUUACCGUAAUUACAUGACCGUUUGUCCUAUUGGAAAAAUUCAAACAGUUUCUGAAAGCUGGGAAAUUGCACUUCACACCCAGCAUGGGGUUAUUACAAUAAUUGUUGCUGAAAGUUCGCGACCGGCAGGACAUUUGAAGUACAUUCUGUUGCCGACGACAGGUUUGGUAUUAAAGGGUUAAUCAGAAAUGCUUAAAGUUAACCUAAAGCUAAAGCCAGGAUUUGAAACUAGACAGCACCUCCUGCUGCUGCUGCAAAUGCAAACUUUUGGCUUCAUGUAAGAUUCAAACCCAACUCUGCAAGGUGAAAAUUAUAUUUCUAACCCAUUUGUCUUUGUUUCUGUGCUGGUUCUUCUUACUUUUUCUACUACUUUAUAUUAUUCACCUGAUGUAGUCUGAAAGACUUGUCACAGGCCAAAAUCUCAUGUCAUGUGUUAUAUUUUCUAAAACUUGAGUGGGUUUUAGAGGCCUAGUGGAGAUGCAGUAAUAAAGCUCUCUCUCAAACCAUUUGAAACAAAAUAUGCUGAAAGGCUAAUAUUGAUUUUUCUUUUUACUUUUUGCCCAAAAAAUGUCAAAAACAUGUUGGCUAUCUGAGCUUUAAAUAUUAAUCAUUAUUUAUCAUUCUGGUUCCCUUAAGACUUGAAAUCAUGUGUUUGUGCGUAUCGGCUUGAUUUUUAAAAGACCCUGUUUUGUUAAGGCAUGACUAAAAUUCCGUGAAGGAAAAGAAACAGUGACGGCUUCUUGAAGUUUCUCAGUUUUAGCGCUCUCAAAGAGAUGGCUCGAUGUUGACAAGUGUUAUUACGAAGCAGAAACUUGUCAGGGUUGUGCUAGCUGAUCAACUGUAGCAUUGUUUAUCCAGAUCUGGUCACAGGACGUUUCCUUUUUACCUCAGUCUUGGUGUGCUAUUAGCAUAAUGGAAUGAAGUAAUGUUUUUUUUUCUUUUACAACUAUGUUUAACAAGAAAGGAAACUUUGAAAAUUUGAGUAUAUCACUGUGCACAGCACAUCACUUGUUUUUGGUGCAUCCAAAGUGCAUCUAUAUAAUAUUCUCCAGUAAGUGGAAGGUCAGAUGGGUUUAUUAUCUUGAGGUUUUAUCAUGAACAGGAAGCACUGUUGGUCAUAUUUGGGUUGCUGUUUUUUUUUUGUUGCUGUUGUUGUUUUUUAACUGCUGUGUUUUGAGCAGAACAAUCGUAAGAUGUUGUGUAACUGCCAUAUUUGUUUGUCAUUUUUACUUUUGCAUGUUUUUUAUGUUUGUUCAGAACUGUCACAACUUGAUAGCAUCCUACAAAUGUUCCCACUUGAUGUUUGUCACCUUUAAAUUGUUUCAUAGCCUCGGACAUUGACACAGUAGACGAGUAACUUCAUUACGAGUAAAUAAAGAAACAAAACGUCGAACUGUGAACAGAAAACUGAAAUAUCAUAACCUUAAAGUAUUCAUUUAACCCAGCCACUUCUGCAGCUGUAGCCUGCAGUUUUUUGUUUUUUUUAAACAUUUUCUAACAGUUUGCAUGCUUUAAUGGGACAAUAGUAAGAGAACACAACUGACAAAAAUCAUGAUUUUCAAAGGAAGACUUGGAUUUUUUUGUGUGUGUAAGUUAGUCCUGUUAAUUAUUGUUUAUUCAUAUUUCGUAGAGAUUUAUGAGGGACUUUUGAGCACAUCAUGACUCAUUAAUUCUCACACAUUGCCUGUCUCUGUUCUAAAAACUUCUCUCCGGUUACAGGUUGACAUAUCUAAAAAAAUUUGCGUGUCAGACGUUGACUUUUUCCUGACUUUUCUUUGUUCCAGAAAAAUCAGAAAAGUUCUGGGUUGUUUUUUUUUCUUUUGAACAGGGAUGUCCCCGCUGUCCACAGUGGGGUAAGAGUUUGAGCUAAUUUUUUAAUGGUUGGACCCCCUGUGGAGAAAUCAAGUUUUACAUUUCACACUGUGUCAGAAACAGUAAUGCACUGUUAACAGUCUUUCAGUUUAAGUCUUCAGAAGUGUUGCCGUUAUUUGACAUAAUGCUGAAGUAUUUGUAUGUGAGGAAAAUGCAGUUUAAACAAGUUCAACAAUCUUGGAAACCAAAUGUGAAAAAGGUUUGCGGACUGAAUGCUAUUUUGUAGCAUUUUGUGCAUUAAUAUUGGCUACACAUGAACUGAAACUUUUUUUCUUAAUUGACUGAGCCCACCAUGUGACGUUUUUUAUUUGCCUCUUUUUUCAUUUCCAAGACAGAAUUGUUUCUUCUGCUAUUUUAUUUAUAUUCAUGUUUAAAUGUUUAAACGUAUAUGGUUCUUAUUAUACAAAAGACUCCAAAUGUUUUAUUUGCAAAAAUUUAAAUAUAUUGAAAAGUUUUGUUUGUACAACUUUUAAUUUGCCCUGUUAAGAGUAACGUUUAUGUACACUGACACCUUAAAUGCCUAUUUAAAAUUGUAGCCUUUUGUUUUAACUUAUUUGUUUUCAUUUUUGUUGCUUUUUUUCUGCUUUCUGUCUUUUGUUUUUAAGAAAUCAGAUUUACCAAAAAGAAUCCAAAGUGAUUUUCCCAGAUUAAAAUGUGAUCAGGAUUUAAUUGCAAAAUUAGGAUAAUUAUUAUUUGGAUUGAUUUUUGAAAACUACAGUCCAAACACCCUGUGUGUUCGUAAAUCUUCCCAGAAACUUUGUAAGAAAUCCACAUCUUUCCAUAUGUAUCCUUUAUUGUCCCAUGUGUGUAAUCUUGGUCAGAUUUCAUGUAAAUGAUGGCACUUUUUUCCUGAACCACCUCACGCUCCUGACUGAAGGAAAUCAGUUUAUGAGUUCUCUGUAGCUAGUCACAUGUGCCAGUAUGGGAUCAAUAAUCUGAAAUGUGUCUCUAUUUAGUUUGUGGAAUUUUUGCACAUCAUUUAGACGGCUGACACGUUUUUCCCACUCAUAUAUAUUUGUGUUUGCAAGGGGAAUAUACUUUGCUGUAGCAGAUUUUAUGUAACAAAGGGUAUCUCACUAUAAUAAAUUCUUUUUAUUAAAAAGUA
Messenger RNA from Archocentrus centrarchus (flier cichlid), 5074 nucleotides. RefSeq names its product protein kinase, cAMP-dependent, catalytic, beta a (gene prkacba). Gene Ontology annotation, molecular function: ATP binding; cAMP-dependent protein kinase activity. Gene Ontology annotation, cellular component: nucleus; cAMP-dependent protein kinase complex; cytosol. Bases 309 to 1457 code for a protein of 382 amino acids. The transcript has 11 exons. Gene Ontology annotation, biological process: protein phosphorylation. The record is from RefSeq and is a predicted model, not a curated record. Lineage: Eukaryota; Metazoa; Chordata; Actinopteri; Cichliformes; Cichlidae.